AUGUUCAAAAAUCUCAAAGAGAAGCAUGCCGCCCUGUUUGAUUCCAAACAAUCCGAGGCACCCAAAAGCAGUGAUGGGGGCCAGGAUCUGACGUCAAUCCUGGACCGGUCGCAGCGUGCCGACCUCACCGUGCUGGUCGCGGAGAUUGCGGAAUUGAUGCGCAUCGCCGUUGUCGAGACCUUUGAAAGCUCCAGAAAAACCCUUGAACCACAGUCCCCAAAGAAAGAAUCGGACAUCAAGGCGGCACAACCAAAUCUUGAAAAGCCCGCCCUGACAGUCCGCGCUCAGAAAGCGGCUCUGUCGCAUUUUGAAGAUUGGCGAGAUUCCGUACUCUUGCGAAUUGGCGAAGUCGUCAAUAAAGACGAUGACCACGACGAGCGACAGCCAGAGAAAGAAUCCUCGGCGAAUUCAAAUGAUCUCUCGCUGGCUGAGGAUCAGGCAAGUAUAGAUAAACUACGCGAAAUCUAUCAUCCUAUCGAAUCUCUCCUAGCCACGCUUCCGAAAGCAACCCGACUACUCAUCCUACACUCCCUUCUCUUGCUGCUACUCAGUCUGGAACACUAUAAUGCGUAUUCACGAGUCUUGAUACUUCAUAUUGCUUCCAGUCUUGACAUCGAUAUCAAUUUUCUCAACGAAGACGAGGUCAAAGUCGCCCGAGGUCUUCUCGACACUGCUCUAGCACUCUCAUCAGAGCCGGAUGCCAAGCAGCAGGUCAAGAAGAACGAUGAUCUACGUAAAUGGAAGGUUGGAAUUGCUUCGGUUGCUGGUGCUGCCCUGAUAGGUCUUACCGGUGGUCUUGCUGCACCCUUGGUCGCUGCCGGACUUGGAACUGUUAUGGGUGGGCUAGGACUUGGUGCUACUGCGGCCGCUGGGUAUCUGGGUGCUCUCGCUGGCAGUGGGGUCAUUGUCGGGGGUCUCUUUGGUGCCUAUGGCGGUCGAAUGACUGGUCGUAUGAUGGACAAGUACGCCAAGGAAGUGGACGACUUCGCCUUUAUCCCGAUUAGAGGAUCACGAAAACGGACAGAGAAGGAAAGUGAGGCCGCUAAACAGGACCAUCGUCUAAGGGUGACCAUUGGAGUUACCGGGUGGUUGAAGGACGAAUCCAACUUUGUGAUCCCUUGGCGAGUGCUUGGUGCCGACUCGGAAGUUUUUGCGCUUCGCUGGGAGGCGGAAUCUUUGAUGAACCUUGGGAAUGCCAUCUCUGCGCUCGUCACUAGUGCUGCAUGGUCUGUUGCCGGACGUGAAGUUUUGACUCGGACUGUGUUCUCGGCUAUCAUGAGUGCUGUCAUGCUCCCUAUGGGAUUGAUGAAUGUCGCUCGCAUCGUCGACAACCCAUUCAGCGUGGCGAAAUCUCGAGCCGACAAAGCAGGUGAGGUUCUAGCGGAUGCCCUCAUCAGCAAAGUCCAAGGUGAACGUCCAGUCAAUUUGAUCGGGUACUCCUUGGGAUCGCGCCUGAUCUUUUCGUGCCUCCAGAAUCUGGCAAAAAGAGGUGCCUACGGCCUGAUUGAAAGUGUGAUAUUGAUGGGAUCUCCAACACCCUCGAACGAAGAACACUGGAGUCGUGUGCGCAGUGUUGUGAGCGGCCGAGUCGUAAAUGUAUUCUCGGAAAACGACAACGUGCUGGCCUUCCUCUACCGAACAAGCAGUUUUCAGCUAGGAGUUUCUGGUCUACAGCCAGUCAAAGGCGUCCCGGGCGUGGAGAAUCUCGACGUGAGCGAUGUUAUUAGCGGUCAUCUUCGAUACCAGUACUUACUGGGUAAAAUAAUCUCGUCUAUUGGUUUGCAGGAUCUUGACAUGCGGGAGAUCGAGCGGGAAGAGGCUGCUCUGGCGGCGGAGGAUAAGCGACAAGAAGACGAGAGACUCCGCAACGAGCGUGAAGCUGGCGUGAAGGACCCUGGUUCAUCCGCUGCACGCGAGAUUCUCAAUAGCCAGGAUGGAUUCGGAGAAGAGUCGCGAAUGCAGAAGCAGGUUGAAACCCAGACCGAGGAGCAUAUGACAAACCAUCGGAUUCAGAUGAUGGAUCUGGAUGACAAGGAUUACUCUUCGCCAUUGGUUGAUCAGGAAGGGAAGCAUUCUGCGCUUUGA
This is a messenger RNA of Penicillium argentinense, 2085 nucleotides long. Its product is annotated as DUF726 domain protein. Bases 1 to 2085 code for a protein of 694 amino acids. The record is from RefSeq and is a predicted model, not a curated record. The transcript is spliced from 2 exons. Lineage: Eukaryota; Fungi; Ascomycota; Eurotiomycetes; Eurotiales; Aspergillaceae.